AUGAAUACUCUACCCUCGGAGCUUCUGGAAUUCAUUUUCGAAGAAUUCACGGAGAGUUUCGACGACGAUCCAAAAACCCUCGCCAGCUGCAGCCUCGUUUCCCGUGCCUUCUGUGCGGCUGCACAACCACUGCUCUUUCGGUCCAUCUCUCUGAAGAGAGCAGAGCAGACUCAAAGGUUUGCCACGGCAGUGACGAACAAUUGCGACCAUUUAGCACUGCACGUGCACAACGUAGAAAUUUGGCCUCCAACGUACGCUGGAGACUUUCCUCCUUACGAUGCGCUAGCUCGCAUUGAGCUUCCUAACCUCGUUAAACUGGUCCUUGGAGCGCCGGAUCACUGCCUCCUUUUUGGCACUAACCAACGCUGGAACGAGUUCCCCAUCGCCAUGCAAAACUGGAUCCUCGACGUUUGUAACGGCAAAAGGACCGCCCGAAUCCAAACACUUCGCAUCGAAUGCUAUCUCGAUAUCCCUCCCUCCAUCCUCCAGACGGGGCCGUCUCUCAAGAACCUCACACUUAUACGUACCAGAUUCGAACCCGGGAAGCUACGCGAGCUCAGCGCCCUUGCCAGCCGCGAUGGCGACCCUGCAGGAGCCAAUCUAUGCCGUCCCAGACUGUUGGGAUUCAGCGAAUCGCAACGCGAUCUCCUCUCUUUGGACGCCAAGAUCUUUUCGCAAAUUGAGGAAAUUAUCAUUGACGUCAAGUCAGAUGGCCUCGAGGACCGCCGGACGACGAACGACAUGCUGCAGGCAUCUGCAAGUACCCCCAGGCAAGUCGCGUCUAUCCUUGUGAAUCCUUUCCACCUAACGUUCAAUUCCUCAGCGUUGCACGACCUUGGCUCAUUGAAGAAUCUGACUUCCCUCAUGUUCAUCACUGAACGCGCUUUUUCCUCGACCCACAUUUCGGCAAUCGCCAACACCCUCUCUACGCUCCAACCUGGGAUUCCCCUGAAAGCACUCGGAAUUCUGCUUGAUGGCUACAGCCAGCUCGGAGAUCCUUAUGGCAGGUUAAAGAACAUCCCGUUCAUGGCGCCCCUUGGCGUUGGGGACGCGAUUGCAUGGAAGAAGCUCGACGUGAGCAUUUCAUCCCUUGCUCACAGCUUACGCUCGACCUUGUCGGAAGUCUUCAUUGACUUCCAAGUUCGACUACGACUACCCGACACAUUUGAGGGGGAUGAACAGCAGAGCCAGGGAUGGAAUGAGCAUUGUGGCGAGGUUCGGGAGAUGUUCAUAGCUCCGGUAGAGCUGUUGCCUCAAGCGUCAAAGAGCGAGAUAUUUCACUUUGAAUUUAGAGUUCUUAAGGCCUGA
This is a messenger RNA of Coprinopsis cinerea okayama7#130, 1308 nucleotides long. RefSeq lists its product as hypothetical. Gene Ontology annotation, molecular function: protein binding. The transcript has 2 exons. NCBI's taxonomy places the organism in Eukaryota, Fungi, Basidiomycota, Agaricomycetes, Agaricales, Psathyrellaceae. The coding region runs from base 1 to 1308 and encodes 435 amino acids. The record is from RefSeq and is a predicted model, not a curated record.